UUCACUACUUAAACCACUGCCUUGCUCCUCAUGGUUUCUGUGCACUGAUCUUCUGCAGGAUGACCUCUAGUUUUACUGUGGUUUGUUGGCUAGGACUUCAGAAACUUGGAGAAACAGGAGCAAGUGGAAUCUUUUAAGUUUAGUGCCACAUAAGAACGAUAGAAGAGAAUGACUGUGCUUUCCCAUGGAGCUGAAAGGCAGGCAAGUGCCUUUAAAAAGUCCGCCUUGUCAGUUGAACCGGUUCACAAGAUGGAUUGCCAACAGCAUCAAAGUCCGUUAAAGAAGAUGCGCAUGCCUGUUGUGAGAGGUCCUGAGAACAGACGUGGCUUUGCCAGCUUUGAAGAGAAAAACAGUAAUUCUUUCCUUAAAUUCAAUCCAUUCACCCCUCCAGUAGGGCCGAAUUACACUUUACUCCCACAGUGGGAUAACGUGCCUUUAGUAAAUCCCUGCUCAGGUUUUGUGAGUCCAGGAGCAGAUGCUGACCUGCAGCCCAAUGUUGGAAGAGCUAUUGAAUCCCUGCUAGACUACAGUGGUGUGAAACCUCACCAGUGGGUCCCCAUCACAGGAAAGAGAUGCCAGCCUGCCCACAGGAGGCAGAUGAUCUUCCUGGAGAAAACUAGCCAGGACAGAAGGUAGAACUCCAGGGCUGUUUCAGCUGCUUCUGUCAGGGCACGACUCAGAGGUUGGAGAACUCCAGUGAAAGUUGCUCCUGAUCUACCUGACCAAAACCAUAUCUUUGCAUUUUGUAUGGAUCCCAAUCUCAAGGAAUCAAGUGAUCCUUCUGCAAGGUGGAGAGAAGAAAAAGCAGGAUACUAUUUCUGCAAGUGAAAAGCUUAUGAAGAAGUUCCCUGGGAUAAUAUGUUAGCUUCCAAAAUCCAGCCUCCAGAAUCGACAGUGGAAGUGUUGGCUGAUCCUGUUUCCCAGAGUUUUGCAAAAAGGAGAUACAAUCCUGAACCUGAAAUAAGGCAAGACAGUGAACGAUUUCUUGUUGUUGGAGCCUUCUGGGACAGAUUUCAAACAAGGUCUUUUACCUCUCCACAGAGACCUGUUGAUUUUGUAAGCUGAAGCUCUCGAACCUGUCAUAGCCCUUUGUAUAUUGGCUGUGUUGGUGCAGUAAAUUUUGAAGACAUUAACAAUGCCGAUGUAGACUUAAUCCCACUUAACAAUGUGCAAACUUCAAAGCCUUGCUACACAAACACUGCACACACUCCAAAUAUCCCUGGAUACACUGGCAAGGUUCAUUGGUCAGCAACUCACCCGGCAAAUUCUAAUCUUCCAUCAACAACCCCAUCAAUAAUUGCACAAAUGCAUGGCACUGCCAGUGAAAAGUACCCGGAAAAGGCUUGA
Messenger RNA from Harpia harpyja (harpy eagle), 1347 nucleotides. RefSeq names its product spermatogenesis associated 48 (gene SPMIP7). NCBI's taxonomy places the organism in Eukaryota, Metazoa, Chordata, Aves, Accipitriformes, Accipitridae. The transcript is spliced from 9 exons. The record is from RefSeq and is a predicted model, not a curated record.